AUGCAGCGGGAGGGAGCUCCCUCCGGGAACCCCCGGCCCCCUCAGGCCUCUCCCGGUACCUCCGGCCCGGCCGCUCCCGGUACCGUCGACCCCGCCCGGCAACGAAGCCCCCGCGGGCUGCCCCGCGACGUGCCUGAUGCCCAGCGCGGCCGUACGGCCGCGCUGGGCAUCAGGCACGUCGCGGGGCAGCCCGCGGGGGGGAACCAGCCAAAGGGAGGGGCGAGUUAUGGCGGGGCCAGGCCCGGGGAGGAGGAUGAGGAAGAAGAGGAAGCAACGCGGCGGGACGGGAUCAGUCGGGACGAGGACGCCUUCGGGAUGCCCCGGCGGCGGGCAGUGCCCACGCUGACCACGCUGUGCCUGCAGAGCCUGGCCCAGCACAUGCAGAGCCUCUGGGCCAAGGACUACAGCGACAACUACCUGGACGAGUACGAGUUCCGCUUCCUCGUGGGGCCCUUCAACGACCUGGCCUGCGAGCUGGUGCAGGAGCUGCUGCAGCUGCUGGGGACGAGCCGGCGGCUGUCGCGGGCGGCGCUGCACCUGCUGCUGCUGCCACACCUGCGCCAGCUCAGCCUGCGGCCCUGCCCCGCCCUCGCCAACAACGCCCUGGGGCACCUCAUCGUGCUGCGCUGCCAGGGCCUGAGCGUGCUGGACCUGGGCGGCUGCGGGCGGCUCUCGCCGUCCGUGCUGGUGGACGUGGCCGAGGGGCUGCCACGCCUGAGCCGCCUGGGGCUGGCCCACACCCAGGCCAACGUCCAGGUGCUCUCGGCCGUGGGCUCCUGCUGCCGCCACCUGCGGGAGCUCGACGUGUCCAGCUGCAAGAAGGUGACGCCGCGCGCCCUGCGCCACCUGGGCUACGACCCCGUGGAACGGAGCCCGGGCUGCCCCGCGCUCCGCGUCCUGCUGGCCCGCGACCUGGAGCGCGCCGGGGAGCGGGACACGGUGGCUGCCGUGGCCUUCCUGCUGCUGGCCCUGCCGUGCCUGGAGGUGCUGGCGCACGGCGCCGUGCCGGACGCGCUCCGGCUGCUCCACUCGGGGCAGCUGGACGGCACCGAGGACUCCGAGGGUUUCCCCUCGCUGGAGGAGCUGGCGCGGGGCCGGGGGGCUGCACCGGAGGGAGCCCCGUUCACGCUGCCCCUGCGGCAGCUGGAGGAGGUGGAGGAGGACGCCCUGGGCACCGUCCACACCGUGUGUCCCCAGGCCGAGGAGGUCAGCGUGUGGCUGGGGGACAGUCCCGGCCCCUCAGGGCUCCGGGAGCUGCCGGGCUGGAAGUGCCUGUCCCGGCUGACGCUGGGCUGCUCCGGGCGGCACGGCCGGGCGCUGGCAGAGGUGCUGCCCCUGGCACAGGGCCUGGGCACCCGCCUGCGCACCCUGACCCUGCACGGCUUCGGCUGCCGGGACCCGCUCUCGCUGCCCGCCCUGCUCGCCAGCUGCCCCGGCCUGCAGAGCUUCAGCGCCGAGCUGGAAGCGCCGCCAGACCCCCACACCCACCACGAGCCCCCCGAGGAGGAGCCCUCCACCCCGCCACCACGCUGGGCCACCGACCUGCUGCCCCAGGGGCUGCCCCGGCUCCAGAGCUUCUCGCUGACCCUGGCCGGGCCCGUGCCGGCCGCGCACGGGCCGGUGCUGAGCUCCACGCUGGCCUCGCUGCUGUGCGAGGCCCCGCGGCUGCAGACCCUGCGCCUGCUGGCCGUGCCCUUCCCGCUGGACUCGGUGCUGGAGCCGGCGCUGGCGGGGCCGGGGCUGCGGGAGCUGCGGGAGCUGGCGCUGGCCGAGAGCCGCGUGUCCGCCGGCGCCGUGUGGCAGCUGCUGGGCUCCGACGGGCCCCUGCGGCGCCUGGACCUGUCCCGCUGCCCCGACAUCCACCGGCGCGACUACGACAGCUUCCUGCAGGCCGUGAGGAAGCAGCGGCUGGAGCUGGACAUCACCUGGGAGUAGCGCCGGCGUUUUUAAUAAAAGUGUCACAGUCACA
Vidua chalybeata is the source of this 1969-nucleotide messenger RNA. RefSeq lists its product as uncharacterized. Bases 1 to 1935 code for a protein of 644 amino acids. Lineage: Eukaryota; Metazoa; Chordata; Aves; Passeriformes; Viduidae. The record is from RefSeq and is a predicted model, not a curated record. Gene Ontology annotation, cellular component: SCF ubiquitin ligase complex. Gene Ontology annotation, biological process: SCF-dependent proteasomal ubiquitin-dependent protein catabolic process. The transcript is spliced from 6 exons.